GUUUAUUCAAUAGUAAAAUCAAUGAGUUUAUCAUUGAUAACCAUUGUGUUUUUUUCAUCAAAAAUUUUGAUUUUAGAUAGUAAUAAUUUAAGCAAAUUAGAUGGGUUUAACAAAUUCAUCUAUCUUGAAGAAUUGAUUUCGAGCAGAAAUAACAUAAGCCAAAUUAAUGACAUGAUUAACUUCAAAUCACUAAAGACUAAAAAUAUUAUAUUUAUCAAAAAAUCAAAUCAAAUCAGUCACAAAAAAUACAUUUGACAAGCUUGAUCAAUCGAAAAAACUAUUUAGAAACAAAUUUGUUAGAAAAGUUUGAAAUUAACAAUAAUUCUUUAAAAAACCUAGAAGGCAAUAGAUUGAAAACAUUCAGAAAUUUUGAAAAUUCGAGGAAACUAAAUUUUCUUGAGUUCAUGCACAAUCAGUUGAAAACCAAGGAGAACUUGAAGUUUUAUUUGUAUAUUCCAAAU
This is a messenger RNA of Ascoidea rubescens DSM 1968, 461 nucleotides long. RefSeq lists its product as uncharacterized. The coding region runs from base 22 to 255 and encodes 77 amino acids. The record is from RefSeq and is a predicted model, not a curated record. Lineage: Eukaryota; Fungi; Ascomycota; Saccharomycetes; Ascoideales; Ascoideaceae. The transcript has a single exon.